GGGCUCUUGUGUUCCUGAAUUGAUAAAGCGAAGUUACGGUUUGUACUUUGUACUUCGCUUCGAGUCUUCACUGGAACUCUUCGCCGGAUCUUGAUCGGAGAAAGCGAGAGUUAACAUUGAACAACGUUUAAAUCAAACGUAAGUGUUGCCGCGUAAUCUUUCUUGAAUUUUUCAUUUUCUCGGAUCUACCUUCGAUUUUUCGGUUGUCGUGCUGGUUUAGCCGGUCUCGAUCUGGGAAACCAGAACUGAUUUUUUAAACUUCCUACUUUUUGGGAAAAUGGUGGUGGAAGGGAACGAGUUCGUUUGAAAAUUUUGUCAUUUGUUCAUUUUGUUUAUUUGUUUGUUCAUUUUCAGGUGAAAGGGGAGCAAAGUAGAAUACUUUUUCAUGGAUCUGAGUUGAAAAAGUUAUUCAGAUUCCUGUUUGUCAAAAGAGAAAAUUUUGAUUCAAUUUUUCUCAUCUUAUCUUUAGAGGGAUGGGAAUAAAAGUAGCGAGCACAUGUUUGCAUUGGUCACAACCGAUUGUUCCUCACUCUUCAUCGUCUUCUCAAACACUAGCUUCAGCGGUCUCUUCACCUUCUGCGAAACGACGCCGUCACGACGGUUCAGCUCUGGUGUGCCGGUACGUGCAGAGACUUGACCGAUCAUCUCUCUUCGGAGCAAAAUUAACGAAGCUCCGCAGGUCCCAGUCUUACGAGUACCCACAAUCAAAACCACAACUCACCGUACUAAGAAGAACUUACAGUGCCAGCUUGGACGCCUUCCGGUUCCAAGAUGACGGGGAUGAAAACGGCGACAGUGAUGAUAACAGUAACGGCGUAGAUCCUUCAUGGCAAGCCCAUGAACCACCAGAGAGUAUUGAACGGAAGGCUAACAGUGUGGACCUUCCGAUAUCGCUAAGAAUGAUAAAGAGAAAGUUAAAAUGGCAAGACGGGUUUAUAGAAGCAGGAGAAUCAGCCUAUUCUUCAGUUAAAAAAGCGUUUUCAUCCAUGGUGUUUAUAAUCCGAGAGCUUCAUAGCUUCACUUUACAUAUGAGAGAGAUUCUGUAUUACGAAGAUUUACAAGGGAUUCUUGUAAGGGUUCAAAGAGAGAUGCACGCUUCUUUUGUGUGGUUGUUUCAACAAGUGUUCUCUCAUACACCAACUUUAAUGGUGUAUGUUAUGAUACUUUUAGCGAAUUUUACAGUAUAUUCAAUGGCUAGUAACCCUGCACUCGCAGUUUCAGUUUCUCCACCAACAACUGAAGUUGCUUCGGUGAUUGAGGUUGAGGAAAACAGGAAUUUAAAUUCUGGUUCUUCAUCGAUUAAGAGCUUUACAGUGUCUUCCUCAAGUGGGAAAGCCACGUCAAUUGGAGGAAAUAACAAUGGCGGUGGCGGGAAAAUCCGGCCGGUGGCUAGCGGCACAGAUGGGGAUGGAGGGUUUGACCGGAUUGACCAUUUUAGAACAAUUGUGCCUGACGGUGCUUCACAGUUGUCAUCUCUUGGGACGACUAGAGAGGCAGAGUCGGUGUCAGAGCAAUUAGUUAAAGAAGAAGAGAUGAAUUUGUGGAAUUCAAUUCUUAACGAAGCUUCUCAAAUGCAAGCUUCAGUAAGAGGAGACGAGUCUCUCGAUCAUGAGACCAUGCAAAGAUUCGUUUCACCAAUCAAGGCCAACAUUGAAUCUGAUGAGUACGCAGAUUAUUUCAAAACAGAGCUCCUUUAUCAAAUAAGCUUGCAGAGAGAGCCCCAGAACCCUCUUCUUCUCGCCAAUUAUGCUCAAUUUCUCUACCUCGUUGCUCAUGACUACGACAGAGCGGAGGAGUAUUUCAAGAGAGCAAUUGGGGUGGAGCCAGCAGAUGCAGAUGCAGAGGCAUUUAACAAAUACGCAAGCUUUUUAUGGAAAGCGAGGAAGGAUUUAUGGGCAGCUGAAGAGACGUUCCUGGAAGCCAUUGCUGCUGACCCAACAAACUCCUACUACGCGGCUAAUUACGCCCACUUUUUAUGGAACACUGGUGCGGAGGACACGUGUUUCCCUCUCGACUCUCCAGAUGCCACUCAAGAAGAAGCUUAAUCCUGUCACGUGAAAAAAAAAAAAAAAAAAAAAAAAUCUCAAAA
Molecule: messenger RNA, 2089 nt
Organism: Pistacia vera
Lineage: Eukaryota; Viridiplantae; Streptophyta; Magnoliopsida; Sapindales; Anacardiaceae
Exons: 2
Coding region: 474-2045 (523 amino acids)
Molecular function (GO): protein binding
Source: RefSeq, a predicted model, not a curated record